Drosophila elegans is the source of this 3773-nucleotide messenger RNA. RefSeq names its product protein scabrous (gene sca). Bases 373 to 2712 code for a protein of 779 amino acids. Lineage: Eukaryota; Metazoa; Arthropoda; Insecta; Diptera; Drosophilidae. The record is from RefSeq and is a predicted model, not a curated record. The transcript is spliced from 4 exons.
CGACAAAAACAUCCUUGGUUUUGAGAAACCACAAGUAAAAGUGGUCAAGUAUUAUAACCCAGUGCGUGGAACGAACUUUCCGCGGACCAAAACCGAACGUGAAAAGCAAAGCUAAACCAAACAAAGAGGAUUAAGCCCGAGGCGAGCUGCAGGAAUAAUUUAAACAUUGUUUGCCAGCGCCUUUUAUAAGGUGUUUGACAGUCACACGCCGCCGGGAAGUCGCGAGUCGUUUGUGUGUCGGCAUGCGUGCCAGUUUGAAUUUGCAUAAAUAGCCCAUCUACCGCGAGUCCUUUUUUUGCGCGGUGUGAUUGCCAAACAUUCCGAGACCCCAAAGAGAAAGUUUCGCGUGAGAAUUUAAAUUGCACUGCAACAAUGGCAGGCUCAAGCGUUUUGCGGCCAAUACUGCUAGCCGUAGUGGUACUCCAGAUUUGCAUGGUUUCGGUUAGUGGAGCGGCCAGUGGUGGCGUAAUUCUAAGCGAUGUGAACAACAUGUUGCGCGAUGCCAGGACCAGCACAUCCGAGAAGCCCUCGCAGUCGAGACCGGAAACGGAGGCGCCGGAAUCAAGCGUGGAGCUGCUCCGCUUCGUGGAGGACGAUGAGGAUGGCGAGGACAUCAGCUCAAUGGAAUCCCCUUCGAACGGCAGGACAAUGGAGGCCAGGAAAAUGGGCGACCAGGUGCGUCUGCUGACCAAACAGCUCAGCGCCCUGAUGCUGCGUCGCCGCGAGGAUUACGAGAUGCUGGAGCACAAUCUGCGCAAAUCCCUGCGGCUCACCACCAAUGCGGCCAGCGUGGAUGACGACAUGCGCAGCGAACUGAGCCAACUGAGAGAGGAGGUUGCCCAGCUGCGUUCCUCGCAGAGCGGCAACAAGGAGCGUCUGACCGUCGAAUGGCUACAGCAGACGAUUUCCGAGAUCCGCAAACAACUGGUGGAUCUGCAGAGGACCGCCGGCAACGUGGCCAGGGAUGUACAGCAGCGCAGCUCCACCUUCGAGGACCUGGCCACCAUCCGCAGUGACUACCAGCAGCUGAAGCUCGAGCUGGCCGCCCAGCGCGAACGGCAGCAGCAGACGGAGGUCUAUGUCCAGGAGCUCCGUGAGGAGAUGCUCCAGCAGGAGCAGGACUUCCAGCACGCCCUCGUCAAGCAGCAGAAAAGGAAUCGCAAGGACGGCAGCUCGGCCAGCGUUGAGGAGGAGAGCGGCAGCCAGGAAGCCAGCCAGGAGCCAACUGGACUAGAACCCACCGCCGAUCACAAGCGUCGCCAUUGUCGUUUCCAGAGCGAACAGAUCCAUCAGUUGCAAAUGGCCCAGCGCAACCUGCGCCGGCAGGUGAACGGAUUGAGGUUCCACCACAUUGACGAGCGGGUACGCAGCAUCGAGGUGGAGCAGCACCGCAUCGCCAACGCCAACUUCAACCUGAGCAGCCAGAUCGCCUCGCUGGACAAGUUACACACCUCGAUGCUGGAGCUCCUAGAAGACGUGCAGAGUCUGCAGACCAAAAUGGACAAGAGCAUACCCGAGCUGCGGCACGAGAUCUCCAAGCUGGAGUUUGCCAAUGCCCAGAUCACCUCCGAGCAGAGUCUGAUAAGGGAGGAGGGCACCAAUGCGGCACGAUCCUUGCAGGCCAUGGCUGUGAGCGUGAGUGUCCUGCAGGAGGAGCGCGAGGGAAUGCGAAAGCUGACUGCCAACGUGGAUCAGCUGAGGACUAACGUCGAUCGCCUGCAGUCACUGGUCAACGAUGAGCUGAAGAAUAAGCUCUCCCACCUGAACAAGCCCCACAAGCGACCGCAUCACCAGAAUCUGCAACAGCAGUCGCCGCAGGUGGACGCCCCCAGCGACUCCGUCCUGGCCGAGACCCUGGUCAGCGAACUGGAGAACGUGGAGACGCAGUACGAGGCCAUCAUCAACAAGCUGCCGCACGACUGCGGCGAGGUGCACACCCAGGCGGACGGACUGCAUCUGAUUGCGCCCGCCGGCCAGCGGCAUCCGCUGAUGACGCAUUGCACCGCCGACGGCUGGACGACGGUGCAGCGUCGCUUCGACGGCAGCGCCGAUUUCAAUCGCUCGUGGGCGGACUACGCCAAGGGAUUCGGAACGCCGGGCGGUGAAUUCUGGAUUGGCAACGAGCAGCUGCACCAUCUGACACUGGACAACUGCAGCCGGCUGCUGGUGCAGAUGCAGGACAUCUACGACAACAUUUGGGUGGCCGAAUACAAGCGAUUCUACAUCUCGUCGCGGAACGAUGGCUAUCGGUUGCACAUCGCCGAGUACUCGGGCAAUGCGUCCGAUGCCUUGAACUACCAACAGGGAAUGCAAUUCUCGGCCAUCGAUGACGAUCGGGACAUCUCACAGACGCACUGUGCUGCUAACUAUGAGGGUGGCUGGUGGUUCUCUCAUUGCCAGCACGCCAAUCUCAAUGGGCGCUACAAUCUGGGCCUGACUUGGUUCGAUGCCGCUCGCAAUGAAUGGAUAGCGGUCAAGUCAAGCCGGAUGCUGGUUAAGCGCCUGCCCGCUGUCGAGUGUCUGGCGUCCGGUUCAGCUGCUGGUGAUGUUGCGCCGUUGAGCAGUGCAAAAAUAACAGCAACAACAACAACAGCAACUGCAACUGCAAAAGCAACAGCUACGGCAACAACAGCAACGCCAAUAGCAGCAGCGCCGGCGGCGAUAGCCAAUGAUAACAGUGUGGUACAGUUUGUGUCCGCCGGGCAGGCGUAAGUGAGCUGUUCCCGUUAAAAAAAGAAAAGGGAAAUACCGCUACAGUGAACCACCAUAGCCAUGCCUACUAUAGUUGGGAGUCCACUGUUUGUCUGUGGGAAGUGGAACUGGGAUCAUAGAUCUUAGAUAAGUGUAAAAAAAGAGAUGGCAACCGCCACACCCCCACAACCAUUGUAAAUACUCAGCAGAUCAGACCUAAGUUGUAGCAUUAAUCUUUCGAAUGGAGCUUACUCUGGCCUUAGAGUACCUUAGGCGUAUGCGUAAUUUAGUUGGCAACAACCAGGCCCGUUCUACCCGUAUAAAUAUUCAAUUCUUUGGUCUUUCAAGAAGAUCUCAUAGAGGCUUAAGUUUCGCGGUAGCUCAAACUAAAGCGACAGAGAGAGCAUAUCACAUAAGGAAAUGCAGAUUUAAUGUCUAGGCAUAAUCGCCACCCCUUCCCCGCCCCCAAUCUUAAAACUAAAACUAAUCUAGUUGUAAUAUGUAAGAGGCCUAAACUCGCUUAGGCUCAUCUCAGACAAAUAAUAAAUAUACAGACAGAUGCGGGGAGAAGAGAACUUCUAGCGUAAGGUCACCAUAUCAGUCAUAUGAAGUAUACAUCUACUAGUUAUAGCGUUGGUAAAUGUACUUGUAAUUGUUGUACCAUACGAUAGUGUCUACGCAUUCGUUUUCCUGCUUACUAAACGUCUGCUUCAGUCCAAAACGAAACCCAUUCCCCAUUCCCGAAUCCCCAAACCGAUGGAGUCGCAUGCCAAAGAGAUCAAGUCAGAAAUAGAUACAGAUAAUAUGCAAGUUUUUACGAAACAAGAAACUGAAAACUAUUUUCUGCAGUUUUGCAUAUACCAAAAAUAAACAAACAAACAAACAAACAAAAUGAAGUGAGCGAAGGACUAAAACCAUAAGAGCUAAAUAAAUGCAUUUAGCACAUAAGUUACGAACUAUAUUAUGUAUACAUUAAUUUUAUGUCCUCUAAGUUAAGCAAUUCAAAGAAAUGAAAAACCAGAAAGCUUGGCCCUUAGACCGGCGUAUUUUACAAUAAAUGGAUUGAUGUGAAAAGAAAAACC